Molecule: messenger RNA, 468 nt
Organism: Hyphopichia burtonii NRRL Y-1933
Lineage: Eukaryota; Fungi; Ascomycota; Pichiomycetes; Serinales; Debaryomycetaceae
Gene: EGD1
Product: Egd1p
Exons: 1
Coding region: 1-468 (155 amino acids)
Cellular component (GO): nascent polypeptide-associated complex; cytosol
Source: RefSeq, a predicted model, not a curated record
AUGCCAGUUGAUCCAGAAAAAUUAGCCAAAUUACAAAAAGCCGGUCCAAAGAAAGUCGGUGGUGCCAGAGUCAAAGCCAAGAAGAACGUUAGAACUGAACAAGAUGAUACCAAAUUGAUUGAAGCUUUAGGUAAAUUGAAAUCCGAAAAAGUUGAAGGUAUUGAAGAAGCCAAUUUUUUCAAAGAAGAUGGUAAAGUUUUACAUUUCAACAGAGUUGGUGUUCAAGCUGCUCAUCAACAUAACACUUUUGCCUUUACUGGUUACCCACAAGAAAAAGACGUUACUCAAUUGAUUCCUCAAAUCUUACCUCAAUUAGGGGCUGAAAACUUAGAAAUUUUAAGAAAAUUAGCUGAACAAUUACAAGCUGGUAAAACUCCUGCUGAAUUACGUGCUGCUGCUGGUGCUUCAGCCGGUAACGAUGAAGAUAUUCCAGAAUUAACUACUGAAAAAUUCGAUGAUGUUGAAUAA